AUGCGUCUAUUAUCAUUUCUCUCAAUUGGCCUGGUUUUCAGCUGUUGGGGAGCUCAGGAAUCUGAAGGAUUCAUCCCAAAAAAAGUGAUCAAGAAACCACCGGCUAUCGAUGAUUCGGCAUUUCAUAAGCGACGAGCGUUGGAUUCCGAGGAUGGGGGACAGGUGAUUGCAAACCCGGAUGCUGAUGGAGAUCCACAUGGAAGACUUGCCGCCUGGAUCCGUUCCCACGCUAGACAUCACAUCCCUCUGAAACAUCCUCAUACCAGAAUCGACGUUUUUAUAUCAGCUGGAUUAUAUCAAAUUGUUGAUUUGGAUCAACGAAACAACCUGGCUACCGUAUCCGCGUAUUUCGACGUUCACUGGCAGGACGAUUUCAUAAAAUGGAAGCCAGAGAUUUUCGGAGGAAUCGAGAGAAUAUUUGUGCCAAUUAAAUGGAUAUGGAAGCCCGAAUUCUACAUGUAUCACUCGGUAUACGGUAGAGUUCCUGACUACGCCCCAGACGCCUCCGCUGAGAUUCAUUAUAAUGGUCGAGUCCGAAUGUUCGUAUCGAUUGCAUCAAAAAGUUUCUGCCCGAUCAACUUCAAACGAUUCCCAUUCGAUUCCCAAACUUGCUCGUUUUCGUGCGGCUCCUGGGCUUAUCAAUCCAACAUUGUUAACUUGGUGGCGGCUAAAGAAGAAAUCGCUUUAGAGGACUUUUAUGAUAAUCAGGAAUGGCUCCUAACCGAUGCACGGCUCUUCAACGGGACCACCCGCAACGUCUCGGCUGCCAAUGAGUCAUUUUCUAUGGUUUACAUGAAGUUGGACCUCAAAAGACAGAGUUUUUAUUAUGUAUUCAAUUUGGUUUUUCCGACUACACUGGUUUCCCUAGUAGCCGUCGUCGGAUUUCACGCUCCAAUUAAUGCGACCGGAAGGCGAGAGAGCAAAUUUCGGCUAGGUAUCAUGACUCUUCUCUCAAUGUCUGUGAUGCUCCUAAUGCUUGUGGGAGAGAUGAAGUUCGCCAUGGAAUCCGUCCCAGGACAACGUGGCAGUUUUUCGGAUGUUCCCUUAAUGGGAAUCUAUUAUAUGACACUAAUUUGUAUAGUGAGCAUUGCCACGUGCGAUUUCGCUACACUCACACCCGAUAGAAAUGUUGGCAAGAAUUUGAUUCCCAAAGAGAUCAAUUUCACUGAAGUCAACCAGGAUGCACCACUGCAUGAUGUGCUGGAGGGUACAUCCGCCGAGAAGACCCAAAAAAUCGAUUUAGUCGUGAAUCUGCUCCGUGAAAUCAUAAAUUUAAAGGAGCGAAUCGGAGCCGCCGGACAACUGGCUCCCUACUGGGAGCGAAUAAUUUCCCGAGCCGAAAAAGUGUCCUUAUCUUUUUAUCUCCUUUUAAUCACUAUCAAUGUGCUCAUGUUUUUGUAUCCCGAGUUGUGGUAUUAA
Caenorhabditis briggsae is the source of this 1419-nucleotide messenger RNA. It is a transcript of the gene Cbr-lgc-30, whose product is annotated as Protein CBR-LGC-30. Gene Ontology annotation, molecular function: neurotransmitter receptor activity; transmembrane signaling receptor activity; extracellular ligand-gated monoatomic ion channel activity. The record is from RefSeq and is a predicted model, not a curated record. Bases 1 to 1419 code for a protein of 472 amino acids. The transcript is spliced from 12 exons. Gene Ontology annotation, biological process: signal transduction; monoatomic ion transmembrane transport; regulation of membrane potential. Lineage: Eukaryota; Metazoa; Nematoda; Chromadorea; Rhabditida; Rhabditidae. Gene Ontology annotation, cellular component: synapse; membrane; neuron projection.